AUGGAAACCGACCUCAAGCUUGGUUCUUGCUCCAUAUUUGGUAGCUUUGAUUAUUGCUGAUUUAGGCAUCUGAGUGUCUACCCGAGGACCAACCUCUGGGCUUUGCAGGUUGGCAGAGGGGAAGAUCCGGGCUCGAGAGUACUGUGGAGUUCUUUGCAACAACAGAUAACAGUUUGCUGAAGUUUCUUCUGACGAUGACAUUGUUGGAAGUGAUGGGGAUGCAUCAAGUGGAGAGUAAAAGAAAGUUGGUGUGAAACUUGAUAAAGCUGGAAACGUGAGAGUGGCUAUGGACCACUACUUCCUGUCCCGUGGUGAUCAGCACUGAAAAUGAAAAUGCUGCAGAAAAGAAUCAGUUCUCCCAUGAAAUUCAAGUGUCUGUAACUCCAGCAACAAAGUCUAGAGAAAGGUCUCAGUCAGCUGUUACAAUGACUAGAUCUGAGGAAACCUUGCAAAGUAAAUCUGGUUCACUUGUUCAGGCCACCAUAUCUACACUGUUAAAGAAAGUGGAGGAAAAGGCUGAAGAUGAGGACAUUGAAGAAUUCUCAAGCACAUUGCAGGAUACUAAUGGAAGUAAUGAGAAUUGCGAUGCUUCUGAUUCUGAACACCACAGUGGUAAACAUGGGAGGGCAUAAGCAAAUCCAAGCAUCUGUAGUACAGUGGGAAGCACUAGGAUAUUUUGGGCUCCCUGCCAUACAAUACUACAUGCAAUGUACACAAUGUGUUUCACCAUUGUCAGACAUGCUCAAACAAGGAUGUAUUCGCACGUUAUUUUUAGCUCUUAUCCCACCAAAGAGUCAGUUCAUUCCUCUUGCAUCUAAUGCUCUUUACCAUACAAUUUCUCAUGCUGAAACUUCACUAUGCUGGAAAAAAGGAAAGGAAAUUUAGAAAUACAGUAUUAUACAUGGG
Molecule: messenger RNA, 906 nt
Organism: Rubroshorea leprosula
Lineage: Eukaryota; Viridiplantae; Streptophyta; Magnoliopsida; Malvales; Dipterocarpaceae
Source: the annotation of a GenBank genome assembly